Messenger RNA from Serpula lacrymans var. lacrymans S7.9, 2048 nucleotides. RefSeq lists its product as uncharacterized. NCBI's taxonomy places the organism in Eukaryota, Fungi, Basidiomycota, Agaricomycetes, Boletales, Serpulaceae. Gene Ontology annotation, biological process: transmembrane transport. Bases 91 to 1734 code for a protein of 547 amino acids. Gene Ontology annotation, cellular component: membrane. The record is from RefSeq and is a predicted model, not a curated record. The transcript is spliced from 9 exons. Gene Ontology annotation, molecular function: myo-inositol:proton symporter activity.
GUUUUGUCCGGUUAAGAGACCUUAUGAUCAUUCUUGGAAAAGCGCUCAUAUAUCCCCAAGAACUAAACGUUCUUUACUUUACGAACGACCAUGACCUCUACCGACGAGAAGCGCCUUUCUCAGUCGGACGUUCCGAUCGACUCCAAGAACGCUCACGAUAAGGAUGACUCUGACUUUUACGAUGAAGUGGUUCGCAGUACUGCUGCUGGUGAAAUAUCAGAGCUUGCAGUUGUAGCAGAAGGAGAGGAACGUACAACUUGGUUUGUCUGGCUUCUUGUCUGCUGUUGUAGUAUAUCCGGCUUGCUCUUCGGCUACGAUACCGGUGUCAUCUCCGGUGCACUAGUCACCAUCAACGGAGACCUUGGUCCAGCGCAAUUAUCAGACGGACAAAAAGAAUUUAUCACCUCGUCAACGACGCUGGGUGCUCUUCUCGGUGGUCUUGCUGCUGGAGCAAUGUCUGACUGGACAGGUCGCAGGCCCGUUCUAGGCAUCGCUGAUAUCCUAUUCAUCGGUGGCGCCGUAGGUCAAGCUGUCUGUCACACCGUCUGGAGUAUGAUAGGCUGUCGUUUCCUAGUCGGUCUCGGUGUAGGUCUAGCUUCCUGCAUCGCACCACUCUACAUCCAAGAACUCUCUCCCACGCGACUAAGAGGACGCAUGGUAGUUUUGAACGUCGUCAUGAUCACCCUGGGACAGGUCAUUGCGUAUGGUAUUGACGCCGGAUUUGCCAAUGUACACAGUGGAUGGAGGUGGAUGGUUGCGCUGGGGAGUGUACCAGCAGGUAUCCAGAUGAUCUUUCUCAUUUUCCUUCCUGAGUCGCCUCGUAUCUUAAUUCGGAGGGGAAAUAUCGCCGAGGCCCGUAGGAUCAUGAGGAAAGUAUAUUCUCAUGCAAAGCCAGAGCAAGUGGAUAUCAAGGUAAAAGUAUUACGUGCUGCAGUACAGCAGAGCAUAGACAUAACGAAUACAACGACAUUCUGGCAACGUUUUAAUUCCAUGAUAUCCAUUCCAAUUAAUCGGCGUGCCCUCAUCGUUGGCUGUGGCAUGCAAGCAUUUCAGCAGCUAUGCGGGUUCAACACUCUGAUGUACUAUUCUGCCUCCCUUUUCCAGGAGAUUGGUUUUAACCAGCCAACCGCCGUGGGCUUGAUCGUUUCUGGAACCAACUUCGUCUUUACACUAUUCGCGAUGAAAUAUAUCGACCUCAUCGGGCGUCGCAAAAUCAUGGUGAUAUCCGCUCCUGGGAUGAUAUUCGGGCUGACGUUAGCCAGUAUUGCUUUCCACUACAUGACGAGGCACACAGGCGGAGAACUCGUGACAGGCUCGGAUUACUCGAGAGCUUGGUCUGCUAUCGUCCUGUUCUCUAUGAUCGUCUUCGUCGCAUCAUACGCUACUGGCUUGGGAAACGUCCCUUGGCAGCAGGGCGAACUCUUUGGUCUCGAAGUUCGCGGAAUUGGCACGUCUAUCGCAACAGCCACGAACUGGGCUGGAAAUCUCCUCAUCGGAUCCACGUACCUCUCACUCAUGGCCAAGAUCACACCCGCCGGUGCAUUUGGGUUUUACGCUGGGCUGUGUCUGCUAGGCUGGCUCUUCUGUCUGUUCUGUUUCCCUGAGACGGCCGGGCUGAGUCUCGAAGAAGUGCAGAACGUAUUCAGGAAUGGGUUUGGGAUCAAGGAGAGCCAGAGAAUGAGGAAGAAGAAGAAAGAGCUGCGUGUCAAAGAGCAGCAGUCGACUUCUGUAUGAGGGGCUUUGGGUUUUCGCUAUCAGCACUUUAUAUCCUCGCUAAGAGGCCUUCGAUGUACAUAACAGAACAUCUACAAAAUCCGGAAAUAAAAGUAUAAUGUUCGAGUGCUGUAAACAUCGAUCAUGUCGGACGUGCUGGUUUUUGGGCCCAGGCGUAUACGAAUGGCGCUUGGAGCUUCAAGCUAUGGUCUGCUAGUUCAGCGAUGGCUCUUUCACGCAGCGAUGCGAAUCCCUCUUCAGUGGUUGAUCCUGUUUCCACAUAUUUGGGGCCAAACCCUUCCAGAAGACUAAUUUGAACGCUACCCAUCAUCCCU